CAUUUACUUAGAAAGAAAUCAUGUGGGUCUCACCCUGUGUGAGAAAGCUGUAGAAACGAAAGCAGCUUGUUAGAGUUAUCGCUUGAACAUUGAAUCAGUGUAAGAAUAAGAAUUUAAUUGUACCAAGUACAUAUGGCAAUAUAAAGAUCUUGAAUCGUGGAGUUGCGAAUAUUAUAUUAUUUUUUUCUACGUCAUCAUCAGAAGAACAGGGGAACUGUAAAUACAAGUGACAAACUGUUCCAAGUGGAGAAUUAUGCGGGGCUAAAGAAAAAAUCUUCCUGGCUACAGCCCGAAAUGCACAGAUGUUUGAAAGGGUCACACGUAACCUCCUUCACCAGACUGACCAUGAUGGAACACUGAUUGCUGUUUCCCGACUAAAUGAUUCAGAAAAACUGAAGCUACUUGCAGUGGUGAUCAAGUGUCCAGGAAAAUGGCCCUGGCAAAGUACCAAAUACAAACCCACAGACUUCACUCUCAAUGACCUGCUCCAGGGAAAGCCUAUUCAACCAGUGCUGGAGGAGAAGGUGUUUCUAAAUAAAUAUAAAGCGACACAGAAUGGCAAUAUUGCUGGAUCUGGGGAGGUGGAUAUGGGUGGAGUCAGCAUGAAAGCUGAGGGACGUGGAACAUCCAAUAUUUUAUCGUCUCUCGGGACACUUCUCAAGGAAAGCGUGAUUAUGUCACACUUUCUAAAAGACUCCAAAGACAGGAAAGUGGACCUUCAGCACAAUCUUAUCAGGCAGAUACAGCGCAAAAAUCAGGUCUUCACUCUAGUGAAACAGCGGAUCUUCACUUCUUGUGACUGUACCAUUAACUUCAGUGAACUGAAAGAAGGCAGCUGCAGUGCCUUAGUUAAACUAUUCUGUCCUGCCAAGGUCCAUCUGAAAGAGGGCGUUAGUCUAAAAAACACCACAGAUGUUGCUAUUGAGAUCCCCCCACACACUGUGGUGGCCUACAGUGUCAGCGAACUAACCAUUGACAGUGAUGGUCACUAUGAAGUUGGUGUAAGCCCUGAUGGGAUUGAGGCAGAUGACAGCAUUACUCAGAAGUUCAUUCACAACUGGACAGAACUGGACGGCUUAUGGGCACAGACACAAAUAAGUGAGGGAUCUUCACUGAGUGCCCUUAAUAAUGAAAGUGAAAAGGAGAUAUUGUAUGAAUUGACUCGUCUGCCAUCUGAAACUCGAUUCUCUUUGCUAAAUCUCUUUCAAGAGAUUCUGCCAGACCAGACACUUCUUUCCACUUUAGAGGAUAAGCUGGAGAAAAUAUGUGAUGAAUCUGUGUAUGAUUCUCACACUUAUUUGCCUGAAACAUCAAAUGAGCUCACUGACAAAUUUUUGGAUUUGCUACAGUCUGAGACAGACAAUAUGGACAGUCUACCCACAGCCCUCCGGCCAAAUGGAUCUUUGCCUGCAAUUUCCAAACAAAAUGGCAGUCAGAGUGAAGGUAAAGCAUCUAACACCAGCCAUAAUGGAUCCAGUCAGAGGCAAUUAAUCUUGACAGCUAUGUACAUUCUGAUUAGUGCUGCUGAAGAACUGACGGAUGAUGGCCUCGCCUUUCUGAAAACCUGCUCUUCAGAAACAAUUAAUGUGUUAAGUUAUUUAUUAACUCAACUGACAGGUGUUUCCCAGCGAGUCCCCUUCAGUGAACUUCCCUUUCCCCUGAGGGAUGGUGAGGUGCCCCAGGAGAUGAAGCUGCUGUUUACUUCAUCCAAUAUUAUACUGAAGAGAGACAACAAAGAGCUGUAUGCAGAGAUAGGAAAGGGUAGUAAAGUACUUCCCCGAGUACUGUGUAUUGUCAUUCAUGGCCUUGCAUGCUUGAAUGAGUCAUGUGAAACAGAUUGAGAAAUCUGAUGUGCAUUAAGGAUGAAAUACAGAAUAAAGCUUUUUCCACUAGAAAUUCA
This is a messenger RNA of Ictalurus punctatus (channel catfish), 1900 nucleotides long. It is a transcript of the gene gsdmea, whose product is annotated as gasdermin Ea. Gene Ontology annotation, cellular component: cytoplasm. Bases 303 to 1841 code for a protein of 512 amino acids. Gene Ontology annotation, biological process: programmed cell death. The record is from RefSeq and is a predicted model, not a curated record. The transcript is spliced from 11 exons. NCBI's taxonomy places the organism in Eukaryota, Metazoa, Chordata, Actinopteri, Siluriformes, Ictaluridae.